AUGGACCCGCCGUCGCGCUCAGACUCGAAUUUGAAAUGGAAAGGGAUGGGUGACUUCUGUCGGCGAUUUCCUGUCCUUUCGAAUGUUCUUCACAUAUCGCCCACAAAGUCGCAACAGCCUAGCAUGAGUCCUGAUAUUGAGAAAGAGCGCGAAUCGCCCUCUGUGCGGAGUGUUACACAGGAUGAAAUCGAAGCCCCUGCCAGCGAUACCGGAUUUAGGUCAAGAUAUCAGAGAUGGGCGCAAAACGUCAAAGGCCUCGAAACGAGGGGGAUCGAGCCGGUGCCGGUUGAAGAGCGGCAGGUAGUCAGCGCGUCGGGAUCUUUCCACAUCCUCCUCACAUGGUUCAGUAUGGGAAUGGCGCUGAACAAUAUGGUUGUUGGGACGCUGGGCACCGUCGUCAUGCAAUUGAGCUUCCUUGAUGCGGCGCUGUGCGCGAUGUUUGGGAAUCUGCUUGGUUGUUUGGCAACGGGUUAUAUGUGUACCUGGGGUCCGAGAAGUGGACAUCGCACCCUUAUCGUAUCUCGUUACCUCAUGGGCUUCAACCCUAGCAAGGUGUGCUGCUUCUUGAAUGUGCUGACAAACAUUGGUUACGGGAUGAUGAGCGCGAUGGUUGGGGGGCAGAUUCUGUCUAAACUGUCAGGCGGCGCUGUAUCUGUCGUGGUUGGAAUCAUCAUCGUAGCGCUUGUCAGCCUGGUGGUGGCCACGUUUGGGAUGCACAUUUUCCAGUACUAUGAAAGGUACGCGUGGUUCCCACAGUUGCUGGUGCUUUGCUUUCUACUGGGAUCGGCCGGUCCGGAAUUCGACUUCAAGGCCGCAUCUGUGGGAACUGGCGAGGAGAUCAAUGCCAAAAGACUGGCGUUCUUCUCGCUCUGUUUCGCGUCCGCAAUAUCUUGGGUGCCAGGAGCUGCCGACUAUCACGUCUAUUACUCGCCUGAUACCGGGGCGUGGAGGAUAUGGUCAAUGACGACCAUAGGAGUGAGCCUAGGCAUGAGCAUCACCCUCAUUCUGGGUGUUGGGCUAGGGACUGGGAUCACUCACAAUCCCCGUUGGGAGGCAAUCUAUGACGGCACCCCCGGCAGUGUCGUGAUUGCGGGCUAUGACCGACUGGGCGGGUUUGGCAAGUUCUGCGCCUUUUUGAACGUGCUAACGAUUGUCUCUAACAAUGCUCCCGGGUCAUACUCCAUGGCGAUGAACUUCCAAAUGCUUGGGGACUUCUGGUGUAAGAUACCGCGUCCUGUUUUCACGACUGUCAGCACAAUCAUUUACACGGCAUGUGCUAUCGGCGGGCGGGAUUCCCUAUACCAGAUCUUCAGCAAUCUCGUGCCUCUAAUCGGCUACUGGGUCGUCAUCUGGUUCACCAUCAUAGUUGAGUCAGCGACGAUAUUCGAAAGGGGCAGACAUUUUGACUGGUCUGCUUGGAAUGAUCCGCAGAAACUGCCUGUGGGAUUCGCGGCCACUGUGGCAUUCCUGAUCGGAUGGGCAGGUGCCAUUGUUGGAAUGGACCAAGUAUACUACACCGGACCAAUUGCAGGAGCAAUAGCUGGAGGGUGCGAUUUGGGGAUCUGGCUUGGGUUCGGGUUCACGGCAAUUGAACUGGUCGAAAUGGCCUCUUCACUGGAAGUCUUGUCCAGGAGGAUCGCCAGCACCCUCAGGGAUGCCUCUGGUCCCUCUGCUGGCUCAUCGCUGACAGUUUUAUCCCAAACCAUCGUCAAUAUCAUCAAGGGGGCUUCACCCCAGCAAAUCCUCCAAUAUGUGGUCCCCUUGGUCGCGGCAUAUCCAGUCCUAGUCGCACUGCUUCGCUUUCGGAAUGUGAAGCAAAUCCAUAAGAAAUACAAUUACCCCACGCAAGAGUCCUUUGCCCAAAUGACAGACGAGGACGCCUUCCAGAUCCAGAAGAACCUGGUGCAAUAUGAGUUCCCUUUCUUCUUUACAAAGGCCUUGCAAUUUGCGCUUUUCAGGACGUAUGGCAUCCCUACUAUCUCCCGAACUUUAACCAAAACAAGCCAAUUCUCGAAUGCCAGUACAUCAUACAAGCGAUACACAGACACCAGCGCACUGGUUCAAGAGUUUGUAGGACAUGCUCCAUCCAAUGCACGUGGACAGGCGGCUAUCGUGCGUACUCGAUACCUCCACAGUGGCUACCGGGCCUCGGGCGUGAUCCUAGAUGAUGAUAUGCUCUAUACCCUUGGCCUGUUCGCUGUGCAGCCCGUGAGAUUCAUCAACAAGUACGAGUGGCGCGAGCUCACCGACUUGGAAAAGUGCGCCAUCGGUACUUUCUGGAAGAGUGUCGGCGAUGGGCUGGAGGUCAGCUAUGAUGCGCUUCCUUCUGGUAAGGCCGGUUUCCGGGAUGGCCUGCAUUGGUUGGAAGAGAUCAUGGCUUGGAGCGACGCCUACGAGGAGAAGUGCAUGGUGCCGGAUCCCAAAAACCGCGAGGUCGCCGACGAGACGACGGCAGUACUGGUCUACCUGAUCCCCAAGCCACUCCACCACAUCGGGCUGAAGUUUGUCUCCUUCAUGAUGGAUGACCGCCUCCGCAAAGCUAUGUUCUACGACGCACCACCGCCAUCGUAUGCCAGGCUCUUUUCGUUCCUAUUGUCUGCGCGCCGAUUCGCCCUGCGUUACCUUGCUUUGCCUCGGCCUUACUUUAUGCGUUACCGCACCUUCACCGAGGAGCAAUCUGUAGACGAGCGUAUAUUCAUCACGAAAUGGGAUGGUGAUCCUUACUAUGUCAAACCCACCAUCUGGAACCGCUGGGGUCCGUCGGCUUGGUACAAGUGGGCACUCGGUCACCCCGUACCGGGAGAUGAGGGUGACAAGUACUAUCCGAAUGGCUACUACAUCUCUGAUGUUGGGCCCAAGUAUUUCGAGGGCAAGGGUAGAAAGCAACAGGAGGAAGGGGUGGAAGGGCUGAAGGUCUCGCGAACUGGCGGGUGCCCUUUCCAUUAA
This is a messenger RNA of Aspergillus mulundensis, 2946 nucleotides long. RefSeq names its product Permease, cytosine uracil, thiamine, allantoin. Gene Ontology annotation, biological process: transmembrane transport. NCBI's taxonomy places the organism in Eukaryota, Fungi, Ascomycota, Eurotiomycetes, Eurotiales, Aspergillaceae. Gene Ontology annotation, molecular function: oxidoreductase activity; transmembrane transporter activity. The record is from RefSeq and is a predicted model, not a curated record. Bases 1 to 2946 code for a protein of 981 amino acids. Gene Ontology annotation, cellular component: plasma membrane; fungal-type vacuole membrane. The transcript has 7 exons.